This is a messenger RNA of Papaver somniferum (opium poppy), 2269 nucleotides long. RefSeq names its product cyclin-dependent kinase C-2-like. Gene Ontology annotation, molecular function: ATP binding; cyclin-dependent protein serine/threonine kinase activity; RNA polymerase II CTD heptapeptide repeat kinase activity. The coding region runs from base 472 to 1791 and encodes 439 amino acids. The record is from RefSeq and is a predicted model, not a curated record. The transcript is spliced from 13 exons. Gene Ontology annotation, cellular component: nucleus; cyclin-dependent protein kinase holoenzyme complex. NCBI's taxonomy places the organism in Eukaryota, Viridiplantae, Streptophyta, Magnoliopsida, Ranunculales, Papaveraceae. Gene Ontology annotation, biological process: protein phosphorylation; positive regulation of transcription elongation by RNA polymerase II.
GUUGAAACUUACUCAUAGGAGAGCCUAAUUUGUUCAAAUUGGUAGUGCACUCUUUCGUUUGAAAGGGUGAUACUACCCAUAGCCCUUGCUCUAACAGUACCUUCAUCUUCUUCAAAAUCUGAUCAGUGAUCGCAGAUGUUUGUCUCCUCUCCAUGUAACCCGUACAAAACUAAGAACCUUGUUUUAGACAGUGGGUUCAAGUACCCAUCAUUUAGCAAAGAUUCAGACAUGGAUUUGAUUAGAUCUGUUCCGGCAAAUAUUACUUAUUUUGGCUGUUGUUUUCCAUUGCCGGAAACGCUUGAUGCUCACAAGAGGAAUGGCGUGGGAUAGGAACAAGGUGAUAAGUGCAGGCAUGAACUGUUCCGUUUUAGCAAUCUAGUUUACAAGGCUAGAGACGUCUUAACAGGGGAUAUUGUUGCCCUUAAGAAGAUUCGAACGGACAAGGAGAAAGAAGGGUUCCCUAUAACUGCCAUGCGAGAAAUUAAAAUUCUAAAGAAAUUGCGUCAUCAAAAUGUUAUUAAGCUGAAAGAGAUUGUUACCUCCACUGGACCCAAGAACGAUGAGCAAGGGAAGCCAGGGCCGACAGUUGGUAACAAGUACAAGGGUGAUAUCUAUAUGGUAUUUGAAUACAUGGACCAUGACUUUUCUGGGCUUUCUAAACGUGGGGUGCGAUUUUCAGUUCCUCAGAUCAAGUGCUAUAUGAAGCAGCUAUUGACAGGACUUCAUUACUGUCACCUCAAUGAAGUACUUCACCGCGACAUUAAAGCUGCUAAUCUUCUAGUAGAUAAUGAGGGGAACCUUAAGCUAGCAGAUUUUGGCCUUGCAAGAUCAUUAUCCAACGACCAUCAAGGGAACCUAACAAAUGAAGUGAUUACAUUGUGGUAUAGACCCCCAGAAAUAUUGCUCGGAGCUACUAAAUAUGGACCGGCUAUUGACAUGUGGUCCGUGGGAUGUAUUUUCGCGGAGCUUCUGCAAGGAAAACCAAUUUUACCUGGCAAAGACAGGACGAUGCAACUGGACAUGAUUUUUAAGCUCUGUGGAUCUCCCAAUGAGGUCAACUGGCCUGGUGUCUCCAAGUUUCCAUGGUAUAACAAUUUCAAGCCAAAGAAGCCAACGGAGAGAUGUCUUAGGGAAACUUUCAGGCAGCAUGGUCGCCAUGCUGUGGAGUUAUUGGACAAAAUGAUGACUCUCGACCCAUCUCAGAGAAUAUCAGCCAAAGAUGCGCUUAAUGCCGAGUAUUUCUGGACUCAUCCCCUGCCUUGUGAUCCCAAGAGUUUGCCUAAAUAUGAAACGUCACACGAGUUCAAGGUACGCCAGCAGCAGAGGCAACAAGAGGAAGCAGCAAAACGGCAAAAGCUUCAGCACUCACAUGCGCCUCCAUACCAACAGUCUAGGUACCCUCCACUCCAUCCAGGAGCUAACCAGCCUAUACAUACUUCUCAGCCUCCAGUGGCUGCUGGAGCUAGCCAUCAUUAUGGUAAAUCACGAGGACCUUCUGGCGGGCCCUCUAGAUUCAACCCAAAUCGAGCAAGUCAAGGUGGUGGUGGAGGAGGUUACAACGCUGGCUCAUAUCCACCAUCUCCACAAGGACGUGGACCUCCUUAUGCUGCUAACGCAAUGCCUGGUCCCCGAGGAGGUGGUAGUAACUACAGUCGUACCAGUUCAAGUUACCGUCCACAGAACGGUCCAUAUUCACGAGGUUCAAGUUCUGGUCGAGAUACGCUAGGCAACGAUAGUAAAUCACAUCAGCAACAUUAUUAUAGUAGGCAUUAUAAUGGUGACAGGGGUUAAACGACACGACAGACGUAACUGAAUCAAGGCUGGAGGGAUUUUAUGUUUACUAUCAAGUUGCACGGUCUUCUUUUUCCACUGAAAGGCGAUAUGGUUGCAGGCCAGGACCUAAGAUUCGGUAUCUCAAAGUUGUGUAACACUAUUCCCUUUAGGGAACCUGGGGUAAAUCUGAAUUGGUACACAUACACCGACUGAUAUCACCUACAGGCAUCAUUGUAGCCAACUUUGGAUACCACUUGGCAAAUCUUAAAAAUCUCACUCAUCAUAACAAAAAUAAAUGUAAUUAUAGGAGUUGUGCAUUAGCCUGUUUCUGAGGUGGUACCGAGGUCUAUGAGUUGUAAAGUAUAUCCGAGUGCUUGAUCUUCAAAUGUGGAUCUCUGGAACGCUUUGUGACAUGAAAUCUCUCAUUGUACUUCAAAAGUUGUUCAUGAACCAAUAUGUGUCUAAAUUUUAUCAUUAUUCUGUCAUAUGAUUCCUA